Messenger RNA from Endocarpon pusillum Z07020, 6438 nucleotides. RefSeq lists its product as uncharacterized. The record is from RefSeq and is a predicted model, not a curated record. The coding region runs from base 1 to 6438 and encodes 2145 amino acids. Gene Ontology annotation, molecular function: 3-oxoacyl-[acyl-carrier-protein] synthase activity; fatty acid synthase activity; phosphopantetheine binding. NCBI's taxonomy places the organism in Eukaryota, Fungi, Ascomycota, Eurotiomycetes, Verrucariales, Verrucariaceae. Gene Ontology annotation, biological process: fatty acid biosynthetic process; secondary metabolite biosynthetic process. The transcript is spliced from 3 exons.
AUGGAGGUCUAUAUCUUCGGAGAUCAGACCGCGGACUGCCGCUCGUUUCUGGCAAAGGCUGUUGGACGGAAGGAAAACGUUCUGUUGAAUGUGUUCCUUGAGAAGGCUGCUUUUGCAAUUCGAGACGAGAUCUCAAGACGCGCAUAUAUUCAGAGCGACAUCCCAAACUUCAGCACUGUACAAGAACUCGCCGAGCGAUACUACAAAAGCGAGUCACCAGACACUGCAAUCGAAAGCUCUUUGGUGUGUCUCGCUCAACUAAUCCACUUUAUCGGAUGUUUUGAAGAGCAGCCGCGAACAUAUAUUCCGUCUUCUUUCUCUCGCCCUGAUGCAAAGAUUGUCGGUCUGUGUACAGGUUUAAUUGCGGCAAGUGCUGUAGCUUCUGCUGAUUCGCUCACCGCUCUUGUCCCACUUGCGGUAGAAGCAGUUCGUGUUGCCUUCCGAACCGGGGCUCAUGUCGGCCGCGUUGCGCAACAGGUGGAGUGCGAGCCUGGUCGAAAAUCGUGGUCAACUAUUGUUGCUGCUGAUGUGAAAGCAGUCGAAGCAGCACUUUCCGAGUUCCACGAAGAAAAUGGAAUUUGCACAUCCAAUCGUUUAUGGAUCAGUGCGGCAUCGGCAACGGCCGUGACCGUCAGUGGACCUCCAUCAAUCAAGCAAAGACUACUGGAGAGCUCGGAUUUCUUCCAGAAGCACACCAAAGUCAAUGCAACUGUUUAUGCACCCUACCAUGCCUCGCAUUUGCACUCCCGAGCGGAUAUCGAGCGCAUCAUUCGACCACAGACUCGGGUGAUCUUCAGCGCCGCCAGGGUUCUCUUCCCUGUUUGCUCUAGCGUGUCUGGCGAGCCAAUCGAGACUGAAAAUCCAAUUGAGCUGUUGGAAGCUUGCUUGAGCGAGAUCCUGCUUGAGCCCAUACAUUGGGACUUGGUCCUCAAGCAUUGUGGCUCAACCACCGCUAGCGAUGUUAAAGUGCAUGCGAUUGGACCGACCAAUCUUUCCAGCAGCAUGGUCUCAGCCUUGAAAGCAUCCAACGCCCAUGUUACAUUAGAGGACCAAUCUGCAUGGCUCUCUACUUCCACCACUGGAACGAAGCGAAAGGGGGAUGCCGACAUUGCCAUCAUCGGUAUGGCUGGAAGAUUCCCUGAUGCGGCCGAUCAUGAACUGUUCUGGCAAUUGCUUGAGCAGGCACGUGAUGUGCACAGGCCAGUACCUGCAGACAGAUACCCGGUGGAUUCUCAUACCGAUCCUACGGGCAAGACACGCAAUACCUCGCACACCCCAUAUGGCAACUUUAUCGAAAAUCCAGGUUUGUUUGAUGCCCGGUUUUUCAACAUGUCACCAAGAGAAGCUGCUCAGACAGAUCCGAUGCAGCGGUUGAUGCUUGUAACAGCAUACGAAGCUAUGGAAAUGGGCGGCAUGGUCAUUGGACGCACACCCUCCACAAAGCGUGACCGCAUCGGCACGUUCUACGGCCAGACCAGUGACGACUGGCGAGAAAUCAACGCCGCGCAGGAUGUCGAUACAUAUUUCAUCUCUGGUGGUGUCCGCGCUUUCGGUCCUGGACGCUUGAAUUAUUUUUUCAAGUUCAGCGGCCCCAGUUUCUCCGUCGAUACAGCAUGCUCUUCAAGCUUUGCUGCCCUCAAUGUUGCUUGCAAUUCGCUUCGAGCUGGCGAAUGUGAUACCGCGUUCUCAGGCGGUGCUAAUGUACUUACCAACCCUGAUAUUUUUGCUGGGCUCAGUAGAGGCCAUUUCUUGAGCAAAACUGGUUCCUGCAAAACCUUCGACAACAGCGCUGAUGGUUACUGCCGUGGUGAUGGUGUCGCAACAAUCAUCCUGAAAAGAAUGGACGAUGCAAUUGCUGACAGAGAUCCGAUUCUUGGUGUCAUCAAAGGCUUCGGCACCAACCACUCCGCCGAUGCAGUCUCCAUCACUCAUCCUUGCGCCAAAGACCAAGCCUUCCUCUUCUCGAAAGUAUUGGCAGAAGCACAUGUGGACGCUCAUGACGUCAAUUAUGUCGAAAUGCACGGUACAGGUACGCAAGCUGGGGAUGGUAUUGAGAUGGAGUCUGUCACUAGCGUCUUUGCUCCAAGGCACAGAAGACGCCGACCAGAUCAACCACUAUAUCUGGGCGCGGUCAAGUCCAACAUUGGACACGGUGAAGCAGUUUCUGGUGUUACUGCCCUUAUCAAAGUCUUACAGAUGCUGCGGAAAAGUGCAAUUCCUCCCCAUACAGGCAUCAAAACCGAGCUCAACAAGACCUUUCCCACAGAUCUCAAAGAGCGUAAUGUUAACAUUGCUCUCAAGCUCACACCUCUCAUCCGACCUCCUGGUGGCAAACGAACCAUCUUCAUCAACAACUUCAGUGCCGCUGGUGGCAACACGGCAAUUCUGUUGACAGACGGUCCAGAGGUGCCUGCACCAUCAGCCGAUCCCCGCUCCCAACACAUCGUGACUGUCUCUGCAAAGUCACUUGCAGCAUACAAGAAGACGAUCCAAAAAUUGCUCAACUUCGUCGAAGCAAAUCCAUCUGUUCAUCUACCUAGCCUCUCAUAUACCACAACCGCGCGUCGACUACAUUUCACAUAUCGUGCAGCUUUCUCAGUAGCUGACACUACCCAACUUAUAAGCUCUUUGAAGACCCUUCAAAAUGGCACACAUAACCCUAUCAGCAUGAAUGCUCCUCAAGUUGCGUUCGCAUAUACUGGCCAGGGUUCCCAAUACACUGCCAUGGGCAAGACACUCUACGAAACAUCCAAGCAGUUCCGUGUUGACCUAGAGGAAUUCAACGAAAUUGCUAUUCGUCUGGGACUACCGACCUUCCUACCGCUCAUUGACGGGUCAAUCGAUGUCAAAGAGCUUCCUCCUACUACAGUUCAGCUCGGCAUGACUUGUGUUCAGAUGGCCUUGACAAGACUGUGGUCUGCAUGGGGUGUCAAGCCAAGUGUUGUCAUAGGUCACUCUCUAGGCGAGUAUGCUGCUCUUCAAGCCGCAGGUGUCUUGUCUGUCUCGGACACGAUCUAUCUUGUCGGCAGGCGAGCUGCAUUGCUCGAGGAGAAAUGCACAGUUGGUACUCAUGCCAUGCUGGCCAUCCGAGCGCCUGUUGCCGCCUUGCAUGAUGUUGUUGUUUCCAGCCGGGGCAAGAUCGAAAUUGCCUGCAUCAACGGCAUCUCAGAUACCGUGUUAUCAGGCACCGUCACCGAUAUCGACAACGUUGCCGAGACUCUGACGGCCGCCGGCCAAAAGUCCACAAAGCUUCGAUUACCUUUCGCGUUCCACUCGUCGCAAGUUGAGGCGAUUCUACCAGCAUUCGAAAAACUUGCAAGUGCCGUCACCUUCCAUGCACCAAACAUCCCAGUCAUCUCACCAUUGAUCAGUGACGUUGUCACGGAGCCAGGAACGUUCGAUGCCGCCUAUCUCGGCCGACAUUGUCGAAAGACAGUCGAUUUCGUUGGUGGUCUUUCCGCAGCCAUGUCUCAGCAAUUCAUUAACAACGGUUCGAUCUGGUUGGAGGUUGGUGCUCAUCCGAUCUGUGCGAGCAUGAUCAAAGCUACGUUAGGAGCUGCGACCCUUCCAUCACUCCGCCGUGACGAGGAUCCGUGGAAGAUCAUCUCAAACAGCGUGGUCGGACUCUACGCAGCUGGUAUCCCAAUUGAAUUCAACGCAUAUCACUCAGGCUUUGAUAGUUUAACUGUGCUUGACCUACCAACAUACGGAUUUGAUGACAAGGUCUACUGGCUCCAAUACGAAGGUGACUGGACCUUGACAAAGAACCAUGCUCCUACGCCCGUUGCACAGAAGGCAAUCACCGAAGCACCGAAGCCGAAAGCAUACACCACUUCCGUCCAGACCAUCCUAUCUGAGAAGGUUGAAGGCAACAAGGCCGAGGUCGUUGCUGAGUCUGAUCUCGCCGAACCGCAACUAUUCCAAGUUGUGUCCGGUCAUCUUAUCAAUGGCGCCGGCCUCUGCCCGUCUUCGCUCUAUGCUGAUAUGGCGUUGACCAUUGCUGACUAUGCCUACAAGCUUCUCAAGCCAGGGAGCAAGGUGGACAUGAACGUUGGCUCAAUGGAAUGUCCAACACCACUGAGAUUGAAGAAUAUUACGAACCCAGAAAGCCAGGUGGUCCAGAUCGAGACCAAUGUGGAUCUCACCCUUGGCAAGGCGGAAUUCAAGAUCUCCAGCAACGGUGGAAAGAUACUGCACGGCAGGUGCCAGGUCAUGUUCGAAGACGCGGCCACAUGGACUGCGCAAUGGCAACGAACUGCAUUCUUACUUCAAGAUCGACUGAGGAUGCUCAAGUCGAAGAUGGAGGAGGACGAAGCUGACAAAGUUGGCCGAAGGAUGGCUUACAAGCUGUUCGCCAAUACUGUCGAUUACUCUGACAAGUUUCAGGGCAUGAACGAUGUCAUCUUCGACGGACCUGAACGCGAAGCGACCAGUCACAUCAAGUUUCGAGCUGGUCCUCAAGACGGUACUUUCAUGCAAAGUCCCUUCUUCAUUGAUAGCGUUGCACAUCUAUCUGGCUUCAUUGUAAACGCCGCCGCCGAAUCGAAGAACAAUGUUUACAUCUCACACGGUUGGGAGAGCAUGCGCUUCGCAGAGGCUUUUGACCACACCAAAGAGUACAACGCUUAUGUCAAAAUGCAGCCCGCAGGAGGCAAAAUCCUUGCGGGAGACGUAUACAUCUUCAAUGCAGAGAAGAAAAUCAUCGGCGUUGUUGGCGGCUUGAAGUUCCAAUGCAUACCAAGGUCUCUCCUAAAUACUUUCCUUCCACCACCGGAUGGCUCUGCCCCAGCUCGAGCAAGGCCCCAGCCCAAAGCUCCGGUAAAGAAGCCAACGGCCAUUGAGAUUCCGAAGAUGACCAAGAAGGCAUCCAAGCCUGCCAAAAACUCCAAGCCUACCAAGGCUGUCGCUUCUGGUGUGCUGGGUAAAGCGUUCGACAUCAUUAUUGCUGAACUCAAUGUUGAGGCCUCGGAGCUGGCAGAUGCAAUUCAGUGGGCUGAUCUUGGCGUGGACAGCUUGAUGGCUCUGACCAUUUCUGGUCGUUUCCGCGAAGAGUUGGAUAUCGAGCUGUCAAGCACGCUCUUUACCGACUUCACCUCUGUUGGAGAAUUGAGGGCUCACUUCUCAUCCACUUUGGGUGGUGAAAGUGUUCCAUCGUCCAGCAGCUCUACGGCAGAUGAAUCCGAUUACUCUGACAGCGACGACGCCAAUGAGUCUGGCAUCACAACACCCGACUCAGCAGACUUCGACCUCAAGGAGCUGAAGUCUUCCAAUGCUCCUGCUCCUGCCCCAGCCGUAGCGGGGACGGAAAGUGAAGACGAUGACCUCAUUGCCACCAUCCGGUCGACCAUUGCGGAUGAAAUGGACAUUGACAUUGAAGAAAUCACCGAAACCACCGACCUCAGCACCCUAGGGAUGGACUCUCUGAUGUCGCUCCAAGUUCUAGGCAGCCUUCGCGAGAAAGCUGACAUUGAACUCGAAUCCACAAUCCUUGCCGAUAAUCCUUCAUUAGGCCACCUUCGCAAAGCUUUGGGACUCCAUAAACCUGCGGUAGCACCGCCCUUAGCCUCCAAAUCCGAAGUCCAACAACCUGCUCUCGUCCGUGCUGACUUGUCAGAAGUUACCGUCACCAAAAAGAUGCCACCGGCGACCUCGGUUCUGCUCCAAGGCAACGUCAAAACCGCAACCCGUAACCUCUUCCUCUUCCCCGACGGUUCCGGCUCCGCCACUUCCUACGCCGGCAUCCCCAAAGUGGACUCCAGCAACCUCGCCAUCUUCGGCCUGAACUGCCCCUUCAUGAAGGAUCCCACCUCCUACACCUGCGGCAUUGAAGGCGUCUCUAAACUCUUCUUGGAAGAAGUCCUGCGCCGCCAACCCACAGGGCCUUACACCCUUGGAGGUUGGUCAGCCGGUGGCGUUGUCGCCUACGAAGUCACUCGCCAACUCGACGACAUGAAUAAGGCUAAUCCAGCUGGGAAAUACUACGUCGAUCAGCUUAUAUUGAUUGACUCGCCCUGCCCAGUGGCCCUUGAACCCCUUCCCGCCCGCCUGCAUCAUUUCUUCGACGAGAUAGGCCUCCUCUCCACCGGUACUGGCAAGGCCCCCGGUUGGCUACUCCCCCACUUUGAGUACUCCAUCAAAGCCCUGACCGCCUAUAAGCCCGAAGCCAGGUCCAAAAAUGGCUUCAAGUCCCCACCGGUAUUCUUCAUCUGGGCAACUGAGGGCGUUUGCGGCAAGCCCGGCGACCCAAGACCACCACAACAGGAUGACGAUCCCAAGAGCAUGAAGUUCUUGCUGGAUAAUCGGACGGAUUUCGGUCCGAAUGGAUGGGAGAAGCUGCUGGACGUGGAAGGGGGAAAGGCAAGGAUCGUCAAGAUUGAGGGGAAUCAUUUUACCAUGAUGAGGCAGCCUGUGGUGAGCUCUAUCCUCUCGCGCGUGUGA